GUUUACAAUGGAGAAAAGAAUGAAAAUGGAGAGAAACAUGGUCGUGGUAUUUUAAUGUUACCAAAUGGUUCAGUAUUUGAAGGUGAAUUUAGAAAUAACAGUUAUGCAAAUGGUAAAUUGGUUUAUGUUACAGGUGAACAAUACGAAGGAAAGUUUAUUGAUGAUUUGCCAGAUGAUGAUAAUGGUGUUUUCCGUUUUGCAAACAUGUCAGUUUACACUGGUCAAGUAAAGAAAGGCCAAUUGACUGGAGUUGGUGAAUUGAAAUACAAAGAUGGUGGUAUUUACAAAGGAUCAUUUGUAAAUGGAAAGAGAGAAGGAAAAGGAAGUUUUGAAUUUUAUGAAGGAAAUCAAAAAGUUAGACAUUACGAUGGUGAUUGGGAAAAUGAUUCAAUGAGUGGUCAAGGUACCCUAAUUAACACAACUAUUCAACAAGUUUAUACUGGUCAAUUUAAGAAUAAUGUUUAUCACGGACAAGGUAUUUUCAAUUUCCAAACCAGAUCAUUAGAAUUUGAAGGUGAUAUGAUUGACUCUAGAAAGAAUGGUUUCGGUAAAUUAGUUUAUUCAGAUGGAUCAUAUUAUGAAGGUCAAUUUAAUAAUGAUGAAAUGACUGGUACAGGUUCAUUUGUUGAUUCUGAUAGAGUUUACAAUGGUCAAUUCGUUAAAAGUUUAUUCCAUGGUAAAGGAAAGUUAAAGGCAACUUUCAAAUCUAAGGAUUAUGUUUUUGAAGGAGAAUUUAGAGAACACCAACCAUAUAAUGGUGUUGGUUCAGUUGUUGUGAGUAGAAAAACUGGAGAUUAUUGGGAUGGUGAAUUUAAGAAUGGAAAGUUUAGUGGAAAGGGUCGUCUCACAUUUGAAGAUGCUUCUGUUUAUGAAGGUAAUGUUAAAAAUUCACUUUGUGAAGGAAAGGGUGUUGUCACCUAUCCAGAUGGAUCAAUUUAUUCUGGAUCAUUCUCAAAUGAUGAAAGACAUGGUCCUGGAACACUCACUAUUAAGGAUGGAGAUGAGAAGGAUUUCAUGAUUGUCUCAAUUAAUCAAGUUUGGGAUCAUGGUGUUUUAGUUUCACAAGAAGAA
Molecule: messenger RNA, 1071 nt
Organism: Naegleria gruberi
Lineage: Eukaryota; Heterolobosea; Eutetramitea; Acrasida; Naegleriidae
Exons: 2
Source: RefSeq, a predicted model, not a curated record